Molecule: messenger RNA, 5984 nt
Organism: Suricata suricatta (meerkat)
Lineage: Eukaryota; Metazoa; Chordata; Mammalia; Carnivora; Herpestidae
Product: protein NPAT
Exons: 18
Coding region: 148-4470 (1440 amino acids)
Cellular component (GO): nucleus
Molecular function (GO): protein binding; transcription coregulator activity
Source: RefSeq, a predicted model, not a curated record
UGGCGGACGUGAGGCGAAAGAGGCGGGACAAAUUGCCGCGGGUUCGGUGCCGCCACUGGAACCGGGAGAUGCGGCGCAGGAGGUGUCGGUGUGUGGGCUUUCACCUGAGUCUCGUCUCCUAUUGCGGUCCCUGCUGCGGCUUCGGUCAUGCUGUUACCUUCGGACAUUGCGCGGCUGGUUCUGGGUUACUUACAACAGGAAAACCUCACUUCUACCUGCCAGACUUUUAUUCUGGAAAGUUCAAAUUUAAAAGAAUAUGCAGAACAUUGUACAGAUGAAGGUUUUAUCCCAGCCUGCUUACUGUCCUUGUUUGGAAAAAACUUGACAACAAUUCUGAAUGAAUAUGUAGCUAUGAAAGCAAAAGAAACAUCAAAUGAUGUCCCAGCAAUAAUGUCAUCUCUGUGGAAGAAGUUAGACCAUACGCUUUCUCAGAUCAGGAGCAUGCACAGUUCCCCGGGGUUUGUUGCCAAUCAGAGAGUCCGAACAAGAAGUGGAAUUGCAGAAAUCAAACGGCAGAGAAGGCUCGCCUCUCAAGCGGCUCCUGUCAAUUCAGAGUUGCUGACUUUAGCGUAUCUUUCAGGACAGUGUACAACUGUUGCUCCUUCAGCAGCUACACAGCUUGUCCGGCCAACUGGCCAGAUUACAGCUCCCGUGAGGUCAAAUUUCGUAGUGGUGAACCAUUCACAGUCACAAGACACUGUGGCCACUGGGGAGGCUUUAAAUAUCGUUCCUGGUCCUCAGGAAAGGAAAACUCAAGCCAGUGUAAUGUCUCCUGCUCGACGCAAAAGUGAAUCUCAAAGGAAAAGUAACACUCUGUCUGGGCCUCAUUCGACAAUACGGAAUUUCCAGGAUCCAAAUGCAUUUGCAGUAGAAAAACAAAUGGUUAUUGAAAACGCACGAGAAAAAAUCUUAAGUAACAAAUCUCUUCAAGAAAAACUUGCAGAAAACAUUAAUAAAUUUCUGACUAGCGACAACAGUGUUGUUCAAGUACCUAAGCAAACAGAGAGCAACCCUACAGAACCGGAGACGUCAAUCGAUGAGCUCCUGGGACUUCAGAGUGAAAUCCAUAUGUCUGAGGAAGCUAUCCAGGACAUACUGGAGCAGACAGAAUCAGAUCCAGCGUUUCAGGCACUUUUUGAUCUCUUUGACUAUGGUAAAUCAAAGAAUAAUAAACAGAUAGCACAAGGCAUUUCCAGUCCACAUCUGGACACCAGUCCCAGUGUAGUCUUAGCAGAUGAAACUAAUCUAGCAGUUAAAGGUUCUUUUGAACCAGAACAGUCUGGUGAUCAGUCUGGGCAGCCCCCGUUUUGUCUGUCCUAUCAAAACGAAGACCCAUCAAAUCCAAACAGCAGCAGCCAUGAUGAGCCUAGACAGGAAGCCCAGGAACACUUUUCUCAGAUAAGCUCUAGCGUCCAGAAAAAGGCAUUUAAAACGGGUGUACCUAAUGAACAGAAGUGUAACCUUGAUAUUACCUUUGAAUCUGUGCCUCAUUUGAAUGACUUUAACCAAAGAGUAAAUUCUGAUGCCGAAUGUAGUCAGCGUUGUGCCGAAUUAUACACCCAUCAGAUGUCUACCGAAACUGCCAUGGCAGUGGAGGUUGGAAAGAGUUCUCUGUUGCCCGAUGCGCCACGUGAUUCACCGUUACAGCCUGAUCAGUCUGGUAUACCAGUAACGUCAUUUGUUUCCCUCGGUGGGGACACUAACAGUGAAAACUUGAUUCUCUCUGAGAAGAGUUCUCAGCUUUUAUCCCAAAAUAUUCCAUUAACUGGAAAGACAACUAAAACAAGUCAGUUUUGUGAAAGCUCUAACAACGUAGGAAAACUUAAAACUAACCUCCCUGAUUAUAAGUCACCAGACCCUAAAGAGAUUCUCCAGAGUAAAACUGAGAUUCACAAUGGUUUGCCAGUUGCAUCACAACAGCGUGCGGAUUGCCAUGAUGAUUCUCCACUUCACAGCAAGAUACUACCUGUAUCGGUUGAAAGUUCGGGUUUAAAUGUAUCUGAACAAGUAGACAUUCGCCUGGAAGAUUCAGCAUCUUCAGUUAAACAGCCCCCAAAUGGUUCAUCAUCUCUUGAGUUAAAUCAUAUGGAAGAAUGUGAAACUCAGCCCUCAAGGUCUGAGAAAGUUGCUGAUGAUUCACAAGAGCCUUCAUCUUUAAAAGAAGAUGGAGAUAGUAUUUUUCUCACUUUAAGUGAGAAUGGUAACUGUGGGGAAGUUGCACUGAUUGCUCCUGAAGGUGAUCCUGUAGAAAAAUGCUCUGGUCCCUCAGACUCUGUGUGUUCUUCAGUGGGAGGUCCCCUCCCUGAGUCCCAGAACACCACCAGUGACAGACCUGGCAUUGACAGCUCGGCAGAUGUCGAUGCAGCAAAUAUUGUUUCUCUUAAAAUUAUCAUUAGCGACGAUCCAUUCGUUUCCUCGGAUACUGAACUGAACAGUGCUGUUUCUAGUAUCAGUGGGGAAAACCUGCCGACUAUACUACUGUCCUCUCCUGCUAAGUCACCUGCCAAAAAUGCAGAAUUGGUUAAGUGCCUGUCUUCAGAAGAAGCCACAGGUGCCCUCACAUCUGCUGAGAGAACAGGGGAUUCAACAUCGGCAGAACAGAGCCUCUUGGCCCUCAAGCCCGAAGAACCCACAGUGAAUGCUCAGAGUGAAGGCAGUGUUUCUUUUUCAACCAGUGCCCCACCGUGCAUUUCCAAGGAUGGUGGGUACAUACAGUUGAUGCCAACCACAAGCACAACUUUCGGAAAUUCAAGUAACAUUCUGAUAGCUACAUGUGUGACUGAUCCGACAGCCUUAGGAACCACUGUCAGUCAGUCCAACGUUGUGGUGUUGCCUGGAAAUUCCGCACCUGGGACUGCUCAGCCCCCACCGCCUCAGUUACAGACCCCGCCAAGGUCAAACAGCGUAUUUGCUGUCAAUCAAACCGUGUCACCCAGCUUUUCACAAGGAUCUGCCAUCAUAAUUGCCUCUCCUGUCCAGCCUGUACUCCAAGGAAUGGUGGGGAUGAUCCCUGUAUCUGUGGUUGGACAGAACGGAAAUCCCUUUCCUGCUCCUCCUCAGCAGGUCCUUCAUAUGCCUUUGGCGGCACCUGUGUGCAAUAGAAGUAUCCCUCAAUUCUCCAUCCCUCCAAAGUCUCAGAAGUCUCAGGGACUGAGAAACAAGCCUUGUCCAGGAAAGCAGGUAAAUAAUUUGGUGGAUUCAUCUAGUCAUUUAAUUGGAUGUCAUGCACAAAGCAGAACUGAAGUGUCUGACAAGAGCGUGGCCACUGCUCUCGGGAAGAAGCUGGAAGAAGUCACAGUCCCUUUCUCCUUAGAGAGUCUCGUUCCAGCUAGCAAGCCAUCUGAAAGCCACAGACGCGUGCUCUGUUUUGAUAGCACCACUUCUGUGGCGAAUACACCGGACACAAACCAUAAGACAGUGUCCCAAAACAAGGAGAGGAGUGACAUUUCAUUUCCUAGUCUUGAGUCACCCACUGUGUCCUCCACCUCCAAGCCCCCUUCUAAUAAUGCUCUUAAAAGAGAGAGAGAGAAACCGCCUUUACCCAAGAUUUUAUCUAAAUCAGAAACUUCCAGUAGCCGACAUACCACCACAAAAGAAACUCAGUCAGAAAAGAGAGUCUCACCAACAGAAAUUGUACUUGAAUCUUUCCAUAAAGCAACAGCUAAUAAGGAGAAUGAAUUAUGCAGCGAUGUUGAAAGGCAGAAAAAUCCCGAAACUUCAAAACUGUCAAAUGGGCAGCAAAAUGGGGGUUUACGGAAUGAGAAAACCGUAGCUUCAUUGCAAGAACUGACCAAAAAACAAGGCACGUCCUCAAGUAGUAGAAAUGUCCUUUCAGUAGGUGCAGCUGGGAAGGAUCCAAAGCAAGAACAAACAAAAUCUGGCGGGUCUGUGGCUAACCCGCUAACCAAACCUGGCACAGACCUGCUACAGGAGGGUCAGUGGCACAGCCCAGUCAGUAGGCUCCCCGAUAGCUCUGACUCCCCCAUACCCCGGACAGCGGGCUCAGGGGCAGGCGACAGGCAUAAAGAAGAACCUAGAGAUGGGAUCAAGGUCCCCUCUGCUAGGCGUUUUGGUGAAGACAGUAGCACAGCCAAAGCUAUGGUCCCUCCUGUCACCCCAGACCUGCCUGCCUGCAGCCCAGCCAGCGAGACAGGGAGUGAGAACAGUGUGAACAUGGCCGCCCACACGCUGAUGAUUCUGUCCCGAGCCGCCAUCUCCAGGACCACCUCUACCACUCCCCUGAAAGACAACACGCAGCAAUUCAGAGCAUCUUCAAGGAGCACCACCAAAAAGCGAAAAAUUGAGGAAUUAGAUGAACGUGAACGAGCCUCCCGUACUUCCAAUAAAAAUCUUGCAAGCUCAUCACUACCAAUGAAAAGGAAGAAAAUUAAGAAAAAGAAGCUACCCAGUUCAUUUCCAGCUGGAAUGGAUGUGGACAAAUUUUUGUUAUCAUUGCAUUAUGAUGAGUAAACACUCUGAACCUAAAAGAACAGUAGCUGUUUAAAACUCGUACCCUUAAACUCUGAGUGUAGGGAAUGAGACACUGACAGGACCUGACCUGCACUUUCCUUCUCCUGAAAUUUCACUUUAUACCUAAAUCAUGCUGUUUCUGAAGCAGCUUCCUACUUUGUAAAUAGAUGUACCUGGUAUAUUUUUUAUUUCGGAAAAAAAAAAUUUGCAGAAAUGUAAGUAAAUCCAAUCUGCAAGACUGUAUAGCUGUGACAAUUGUGUACUGUAAAUACUGUAUGAAUCUGCUUGAAAUAGAGGUUCAAUCAGCCUAGUGUUCUUACAUUGUGUUUCUUGACUCCUUUGAUCCCUAACUCUGAGCUAGAUGCAUCUGGAGUAGUUUCUCACUUUUGGGGGGAAAUGAUGCUUAUACUUAAAAUUGCCUUUGGUAUCUGUCCUACAGGACCUUUGAAUUCAGCCACAAGGAUAGUACAGAAGGGAACACAACCUCACCUGGUGGUAGAGCGACCAGAAAGUAACAAUUUAGGAUUUUUUCUAGAGGGAAUACUUUAUUACCCAUAAUUACAGUAAAGGUUAUAUUCCUGAAAUUUUAUGCUUUAACUGUUUCUUCUGAUGGUUCUGGUCUCUUUGUUUUAAAGAGAAUUUUGUAAACCGUUUUGGAGUGUUCUAAUCUUUUGUUUAUGACUUUUAAGAUCUUUUACAGAACUUUAAAUGUUUAGACUGUUGAGCCAUACGAAGUCUGUUCAUGUGGUAGCUCAUAUUCCUUGGUGUGUACGUCCUUCUCCCCCACAUACUGGCGCUUUGAAAAAUUGCACUAAUCCAUAGCACUUGUUACAUAGUUGUAACCAGUGCACAUCUGAUUUAAGUCUUGUGUUCUGGGUUAAAGCUUGUGUGGGGGACCAUUGUUUGGGAAGCUACGUCCAUCAUGAGAUGUAAAAAGAAAAAUCAUAGUUUUAUAUUUUAAUUUAGGUUCUCCUAAAAUGGGCUGUUAAGUAACUGUGUCUAUACUUAGAUAUAGUGCCCCCCUAAGGUGUUACAAAGAGUUACAGAGUCCUUAAGGAGAAUGAAAGAGGUGCCUUCUCUGUUUCAGACUCGCACACAUCAGUCAAGUUGAAAAAUUGGUUUCAAUCUUUAUGAGAACAGAAAUUAUCAUUCAUAUCUGACCAGUUGUGCCUAGAUUAAAGUAUAUUCUCUUAAGUGCUUUCUGUGUGGUUAAAUAUCAGUAUAUCAGGGUUUUUCUCUACAGAUGUGUAUGUUAAAGAGUCCUUUUCCUCUUUUUUUUUUUUUUUUUAAAUACUGGGCCUUUAAAAAACUAAAUCGAUCUUACUCCUCUUGAUCAGUGUGGAAAUCACAUCGUAAUUGCUGGACCUUACUGCAGAAAUUUGUCUUGUGCGAAAUGGUUAUGAUAUGGCAGUGGUCUUUUCAUAAGGAAGUACAUAUCAUACACUUAAUGUUUAUUUAACUCGAUUUGAUACUGUACUACAGUUAGGUUUGAAUAAAUAUUUUCAUUAACUUCA